This is a messenger RNA of Rhopalosiphum maidis (corn leaf aphid), 1300 nucleotides long. RefSeq names its product antichymotrypsin-2-like. Gene Ontology annotation, molecular function: serine-type endopeptidase inhibitor activity. Bases 1 to 1212 code for a protein of 403 amino acids. Lineage: Eukaryota; Metazoa; Arthropoda; Insecta; Hemiptera; Aphididae. The transcript is spliced from 7 exons. The record is from RefSeq and is a predicted model, not a curated record.
AUGAAGUCUGUCCUCCGCGUUUCGUUGGCUACCACCUUCGGACUUUGCGUGCUGGCCAUCGCAGUUUCCGGCCAACUGCUGCCGGAAAACGCCAUAUCAAAAUCCACGGAAAUCCUGAGUGACGUCCUACUGAAGGCCACGAUUGAAGACGAAUUCAAUUAUGUAGUGUCUCCGUUCGCAAGUUCUGUGAUUUUGGCACUAGCGGCCGAGGGAGCCGACACGGAAACCAAGAGCCAACUCGUAGCAACUAUGGGUGGUGAGCUACCUGACAAGAACUCUUACAAAGAAGUUCUCACGACCAUCAAGGGCUAUUCGCUAGACGGGUUCAUGCAGAACAAAGUCGUUCUGAAGAACUUCCUGUACGUUUACAAAAACUACAGUGUACAUGAAUCAUUCGCCCAACUCGCCCGGGACUAUUAUCUAACUGACGUGAGGAGCGUCGAAAGACCAGACUUGGCAACAAAAAAAGACGCGACCAACAACAUAUUCUUGGAUGACGAUAAAACCUCGGAGUUUAAAGAGCACGCCUUGUUAAUCUUCAACGGUUUAUCAUUGGAAAUGAAUUGGCCGACUAGCACGUGGCAUAAAACGUCAGUAUCUUGGAACGGUAACGUGGUCAAAGCGUUCGGCGCAGCCGGCAAUUUCGCCAUCGGCCAGAUACCUUCACUCGAUUGUACAGCGUUUAAACUGCCCUACAAGAACACUGACUACGCCUUAUUAGUGCUUUUGCCGAAAAACAAAGAUGUAUCGCUGAACGAAGUACUGAAAAAACUUAAGCCAGAAAACAGUAUCGAACAACUAACGAAAGCGAUGACGAUGAAACCCGGUUUCGUAACUAUGCCAUGUUUCCAGAGCAGUAACAUUACCCACCUAAAAACGGUUUUGCAACAGGGAACCCAAACGAAUACUGUAUUCACCGAAUCAGCAGACCUAUCAAAAUUGUCGUCAGACAAGCUGUAUUUGGACGACGUGGUCCAGCAGGCCGGCAUCCGCGUUUGCGUCGAAGGCUCUUCUUCCUACUCGCUGACCAGUUCCGCGUUUACGUCGCAGAGAGUCAUCAAGGAGUCAGUGGUCGUAGACCGACCGUUCGCGUACGCGCUUUACAACGUGGCCAACGGGAUCGUGUACGCGGCCGGCAAGUUGGAGCGGCCCAUCUGGGAAGAAACCGACGACGGCGGCGAUGGUUCCGACAUCGAGACGAUCCCCAUUUAGACGAGACCAAAGCGAAUGUGUUUAAUAUUAUAAUAACUGGAGUUUGGAUAGUUUUAACUCUUAAAAAAAAAAAAUCACCAUAAAUUCC